This is a messenger RNA of Phialemonium atrogriseum, 1071 nucleotides long. RefSeq names its product U2 small nuclear ribonucleoprotein B. Gene Ontology annotation, cellular component: U1 snRNP. Gene Ontology annotation, biological process: mRNA splicing, via spliceosome. Gene Ontology annotation, molecular function: U1 snRNA binding. The transcript has 3 exons. The record is from RefSeq and is a predicted model, not a curated record. Lineage: Eukaryota; Fungi; Ascomycota; Sordariomycetes; Cephalothecales; Cephalothecaceae. The coding region runs from base 82 to 834 and encodes 250 amino acids.
CUUCAACAUCAGCAAAGAACGGCCUGAAUUCCUCUCGCCUGCAUAGUAGAAUCUACGACGUUCUAAGAGCAGUCACCCAGGAUGGCAUCUUCUCCGUCUGUUUCGACCGUCUAUGUCCGCAACCUCGAGGAGCGCGUCAAGCCCGAGCCGCUCAAGGAGGCCCUGCAUGCCAUCUUCUCCGAGUAUGGAAACGUGAUUGAAAUUAUCGCCAAGACGAACCUCAAGGCGAAAGGCCAGGCCUUCAUCGUCUUCGACAAUCCCGAGUCGGCGCAGAAGGCCAUCGACGAGAUCCAGGGCUUCGAGCUCUUCGAGAAGCCCAUGCAGGUUGCGCUGGCGCGUACCCGCAGCGAUGCCACCGUCGAGUUGGCGGGUAACGCAGAGGAACUCGACGCCCACCGCCGGAGACGACUAGCAGAGAAAGAUAAGAAACGAGCGAUCCAAUCAGCCGAGGAGCAAAAGCGUCUCAAGCGCCCAGUCCCCGGCGCCCCGGGAGCGGCGCCCGAUCUCGCCGGCCGACCGGCAAAGACGGCGCGCGGCGCCGGGCUCAAGCCCACCGGGCCCAGCGCCCCCGCCGUCGUCCCCGACGAGUACCUGCCCCCGAACAAGAUCCUCUUCGUGCAGAACCUUCCCGACGACUUCGACGUCGAGGCGCUCACCGAAAUCUUUGGCCGCUUCGAAGGCUUCCGCGAGGUGCGUCUGGUCCCUGGCCGAAAGGGCAUCGCAUUCGUCGAGUACGAGGCGGAACAAGGCGCCAUCUCGGCCAAGGAAAACACGGCCGGGAUGUCUCUCAAGGGCGGCGAGAAGAUAAUGAAGGUCACGUACCAGCGGCAGUAGAGGGCAGGGUUCCGGUGAGAUCCAGAGCUUUCAAAAAGGUUAGGUACAAAUUGGUGGGUUCGGCAAAUUGGCCAGCUGCUUCCAAGCUGAAGUAGGUACGGCGUGUGGUGUUAUAAUACAGGAGGGAGGUAUCACUAUCCAUCAAAAUAGGGUCCAAGGUCCAAGGAGAGGACAUCUUAGAUACCCAGUCAUUAUCCUCGUCAAUGCAGUCAAUCUCGGCGUCCAAAGCCAAAUAUG